Messenger RNA from Ascochyta rabiei, 1905 nucleotides. RefSeq names its product Flap-structured DNA-binding and RNA-binding protein. Gene Ontology annotation, molecular function: mRNA binding; translation repressor activity; protein binding. The record is from RefSeq and is a predicted model, not a curated record. Bases 1 to 1905 code for a protein of 634 amino acids. The transcript is spliced from 3 exons. Gene Ontology annotation, cellular component: P-body. Lineage: Eukaryota; Fungi; Ascomycota; Dothideomycetes; Pleosporales; Didymellaceae. Gene Ontology annotation, biological process: nuclear-transcribed mRNA poly(A) tail shortening; regulation of mRNA stability.
AUGGCCGCCAACCGCAACAGCACCCCCGAGGGCUCGUCCUCGCUGCGCCCGCCCGUCAACCGCACCUCGCUCGGCGCCGGCCAUCACCUGCGCGCCUCGGCCGACACGGGCGGCUUCUCCUCGCCCCUGGCCAACCGCGGCAUCCGCCCCGCCUCGGAGGUCUACUUUGGCCGCCAGAACACGCAGUCGGGCAACCCGGACGAGAUGGAGCGCGCCGCCCAGCAGUGGCUCGCCGACAUCGACCAGUACGAGAACACGCUCGAGGAUAUGGCCACCGCCACCCUCGACCAGGACUUCAAGGACGAGCUGAGCGCCAUCGAGCAGUGGUUCCGCGUCCUCAGCGAGGCCGAGCGCACCGCCGCCCUCUACGCCCUGCUGCAGCAGACCACCCAGGUCCAGAUUCGCUUCUUCAUCCAGGUCCUGCAGCAAAUGUCAAAGAGCCUGCCCAUGUCCGGCGUCCUCUCCCCCGCAAGCUUUGGCGAGAAGGACCCCAUGACCCAGAAGCUGAGCGACGCCAUGAGCAAGCUCAGCACCGGCGAGAACCGCCACUCCCUCAUGGGCCGCCCGCCCCCCUCCCCCGGCGCCGGGAAGCGCGCCUCGGGCCUCGACCCCUCCACCAUCCACCGCAUGUUCCCCGACGCUGCCGCUGCCAUCGCCAAGCAAAAGUCUGACUUCACCGAGGUCGUCGGCGUCCCGCCUGCCUCCAACCGCAACAGCAUCAUCGGAGGCGACCGCACCUCGAUGCUUGCACCCACCAUCUCCGCGCCCGAGGACACCAACGCAAGGGAGAACGUGCCCCCGGCCUCCCCCUGGAAUGAGGCUCAGUCCGUCCAGCGUCCCAAGUCCUCUGGUCAGCAGCACUCGCAGUCGCAGUCGCAAUCGCAGUCGCAGUCGCAGUCGCAGUCGCAGUCGCAGCCGCAGCCGCAGUCACAGCAGCCCGCCAUGGGCCAGUUCACCGCCCCUCCCCCGUCCGCCGGCCUCCGCUCUCCCCGCCUCCCCCUGCAAAACGACAGCAGCCACGUGCAGACCACCACGCUCAACGCUCUCGAGGCCAAUUCCUCCGCCAUGCCCCUGCUGUCGCCCGCCUACGCACCCGGUGGGAGCUGGGCCUCGCAGCUCAGCACACCCAUGGUCGCCAACUUUGGACAGCAAGCCAACCAGGCCGACAUGGUUGCCAAUGCCACGGCCAUGAAGCUCGCCGCCCUGUCUACCGUCAACAACCGCAUCCAGCUGGACGACGUCCGCAAGUACCGCCGCGCUCGAUCCACGGACGGCCACGGAGCUGGAAACGCUCCCAUGUCGCCAGGCUUCCCGCCCAUGGGCAACAACAUCCUCAUGACCAACGAGCUGGGCCAAGUGCUGACUCCCCAGCAAGCCGCCACGCUGCAGGCCCAUCAGCUUGCUGCCAUGAACGGCCGCCGCUCCCGUCCCGCCUCCCCUGGCAUCGCCAUGCAAGGUGCCAUGGCUGGCAUGGGCAGCUUCACCUCCCCGCAGGCGAACGGGUUCCUGGCCGCCGACUACGCAAACGCCGGCUUGAUGAGCAACGGAAUGGGCUCUCUGAACCUGAGCCAGUUUGGCCUUGGCGGAGGCUUCGACAACCACAACAGCGGCUUCUUGGGCGACGAGAUCAACCGUGGCCGCUCGCCCCGCGGUCGCCGUGGCAGCUCCAAGCCUCCAGAGGACCCCACCGACCCCAGCCUUCUCCAGGACAUCCCCAACUGGCUUCGUAGUCUCCGUCUGCACAAGUACACCGACAACCUCAAGGACCUGAAAUGGCAGGAGCUUGUCGAGCUGGACGACGCAGGCCUCGAGGCGCGUGGCGUCAACGCCCUGGGCGCCAGGAGGAAGAUGUUGAAGGUCUUUGAACAGGUUCAAGAGGCCAAGAACGAAGGCAAGCUCCGAUAG